Molecule: messenger RNA, 879 nt
Organism: Trichosurus vulpecula (common brushtail)
Lineage: Eukaryota; Metazoa; Chordata; Mammalia; Diprotodontia; Phalangeridae
Product: vomeronasal type-1 receptor 4-like
Exons: 1
Coding region: 1-879 (292 amino acids)
Biological process (GO): G protein-coupled receptor signaling pathway
Cellular component (GO): membrane
Molecular function (GO): pheromone receptor activity
Source: RefSeq, a predicted model, not a curated record
AUGCUUACUAGUAAUGUCUGCAUUACGAUCUUUUUGCUCUUCCAGACUACAAUUGGGAUCCUGGCAAACUUCUUCCUACUUUCUCUUUAUAUUUUGAAUUUCCUACCUGGCCACAAAUUAAGACCCCUGAACCUGAUUCUGAUGCAGCUAACCUUGGCCAACAUCACUAUACUGGUUAGCAUAGGAAGCCCAGAAAUACUGCAAGCUUUUGAGAUAAGAAAUUUCCUGGAUGAUGUUGGAUGCAAAAUGCUAUUUUUCCUUUAUAGAAUUGCCCAGGGACUUUCAAUUUGCUUCACCUGCCUUCUGUGUAGCUUCCAGGCCAUCACCAUCACUCCCAGUGACUCCACACUGUCAGAAUUCAAAGCCAGAAUUCCAGAACUGGUUUCUACCUUCUGUCUCUUCUGUUGGAUCUUUAAUAUCUUGAUAGAAAUUCCUGUGCCAAUAUUUGUGAUAGGACCAAGGAGCACUAUCAACAAUACAUAUAAACUUAAUGUUAUAUAUUGUUCAAUGGGAAUGCUUAUUGAUAUUUACUUUAUCAUGACUACUCUGAGAAAUGUGCUGUGUGUGGGACUCAUGUUUUGGACCAGUGGCUACAUGGUGCUUAUCCUGCACAGACAUCACCAGCAAGUCCAGAAGAUCCAUAGUGCCAGCUUCUCAUCUAGAACGGCCCCUGAGGUCAGAGCCACCUGCACUAUCCUACUGCUGAUGGGCAUUUUUGUCUGGUUUUACUUACUUCACUCCAUCACUUUGAUUUCUCUCACCUGUUUAGAUCCUAACCGAUACUGGUUGACCAUCUCUGCCAUUCUGUCUCUUUGCUUCCCAACUUUUAGCCCCUUUGUGUUGCUCCCCAGAGCCCCCAAGCACAGCUGCCUUCUCUGA